Molecule: messenger RNA, 1659 nt
Organism: Aspergillus calidoustus
Lineage: Eukaryota; Fungi; Ascomycota; Eurotiomycetes; Eurotiales; Aspergillaceae
Source: the annotation of a GenBank genome assembly
AUGUCCUCCGCCGAGUCCCGACCUCUCGAUAAUCUCCCCACUGAACUCCAAACCAGCAUAAUCCGCCACCUAGACCCCAUCACUCUAAUCGCCCUCUCCCAGACAAACACCUACUACCGGGCCCUAAUAAGUCCACGAAAACCCCACUUCGUCGAGCGUCUGCUUGCCCUCGAAUGUGAUGAGCGGUACGGCGGGCCACCGAUUACAGUCACACGCUUCGGCAAGCCCGUGCCAGAUUGUGAGAGUGCCGAGUGGGAAGCGAAUCGCUGGGCGUGUACUAGUUGUCUGAAGUUGAGGCCGCAUUAUGCGUUUACGAACCAGGCACUGUUGAGGCUUGCUUAUCGAAAGCCUCCGGCUGCAGCACAGCGUUACGUUGUUACGAGCUGGGAGCCGACGGGGGUGCAGAGACGGGAGAGAAGGAAGAAGAAGAAGAAGAAAAGUGACAAUGAGACAAACGCAAAUUUGGAUUCCAGAUGGGAUUUAAAGAAUCCUCCACUCGAUGGCAACAGACAGACAAAUGCGCAGGCACAUGGGUAUUCCCUCGAAGAGCGCGAAAUCCGCAAACGAACCCGCAUCGUGAUGGGCGGGGUGUGGAACGAGAUGCCGGCCAAGCAUAACCUCACUACACGCCUGGCCGAGUUCCGCGACUCCGGCAUCCCCGCGUUCCAGGAAAUGACGCUUGAGCAGUUCGCGCUGAUGGGCAGUUGGGCGCUGUCCGUCCUCCUCGAGAACGACGCGCAGGAGCUCAGUCUCCUUCGCGCGGGAACGAACCGCCAUCAACGCCGUUGUAUCGAAUGUCGCUUCCACAGGAACGAAUUCAAUAACCCCAGGCGGGCUAGCUGCGACAGCGGCGGUGGGUUAGGGGACCAAGACCGUAUUGGGCCGGACGAUAUUACUAUCCUGCCAUGUCGCCAGAGAACCCUGGAUACACCGAUCGACCGAUAUUUCCCUGGAGUGUGCGACGUCCUGGAACAUAAGAGACCAGCGGGAAUUGCACCGCAGUUGGCCUUCCGCGUCGGCCGUACCGACGCAUACGACGCAUCCUGGACGACGUACAGGCUCCGCUGUCCGCGCUGCAAGACAUGGAAAGAGAUCCGCGCGUUCCGCUUCGACCAUGCGUAUCCCAUGUGGAGGCCAAAUGCCGUUGACGGGAAAAAUUACGUCUAUACCACCUGGGAUACGGCGGACGUUACGCUGGGGAAGUUGCGGUGUAACCACUGCUUUGCUGCGCAGAGCGGCCGUGGAGCUCUAGGGAAGGAAUUGGUGCGGUGGUUGGAGGUCCUUCUGGGGAAUGAGAUCCUUAAUAUACAGGCUACCCUCGCCUAUGGGUUCGGCAUCGCGUCUCGGAACGCAGGCAGUCUGGCAUACAAAAUCACAUCAGAUACGGUGCCCACAUCAAAAGACGCAAGAAAAACACGGUUUACUCGGGAUGAUGUUGUAAAGCUGAGGGAGCGCUGGGAGCAAUGGAUGGCUACUGGUGAUAUUACUGCAAGCGUGAAUGCUUAUGGAAACCCACUCGGGCGGUGGAUAGAGCAGUAUGCAGAUGCCGAGGCGAUGUGGUACUGGCUGAAGGGGUGUUUGGAGGAGGUUAGCCAAGAUGGGAUCGGGGAUGUGCUUGUUGAGUGGGCCUUGACGAGGGAUAGGCCCGUUGAGUGUUGA